CAUAUCGCCUUCCAGAGUCUCCUCUACUGUCUGUAUCUUUAGGACACUAUGGUGCUGCUCAGGCCCCUGGUACUUCUUCUUGUCCUGGUUGUCUCUGACCUCCACUGCCUGCCCUGGUUCAUAAAUAUCUCUGAGAGCCAGGGACCGGGCACCGUUCUCCGGUUUUUCUCCUUGAACUGCUCUUCUCACACGCCUACCCUGAAGUUGCUCUAUGUGCAGCCACCCACCACUUUCUUCAACCCACCCAGCUUGACCAGGAGUCAGGGGAUCUAUGUGGGCAAGGUGACCUUGAGCAGCUCGGCACGGCUGGAUGCCCUGGCAGUGAACCACUAUGAGCUGCAGCUGAAAUUCACAUGUGGCAACUAUGUGAUGGAGGGACCACUCUUUGUGGAUGUGCAGUGGGAUCCUGGCCGUAUUCAGUGUGCUGGCCGAUUUGCCAGCCCAGCUGGGGAAAUCAUUCAGGUGCCAGAAACAGUCACACCUGGGGCCCGGCUGUACACCCUGCUGCUUCCAGGCCUAGAACUCCAGGGAGCCCAGAUGAGUAUCACCAGUGCCCAGGAUCCGCCCUACUUCCCUGGACCUUUCUCCAUAAAUCAGCAGGGUUGGCUGCAGGCACCACCCCAGGGCCUCAAAGGCCAGGCUCAAAAGGCCUUCCGCCUUCAGAUCCUGGUGAAGUUUGGGCGAAACCAAAGCUGCAGUGGAAUACUGAUGGUGAAAGUUUUGCCUGCUCCCUCCAGCCACGUGUCCUUCCUGGAGCAGGAGCAGAAUAUCACCAUCCCCGAGGACGUGGCCCCUGGGAGUAAGGUGGUUCAGGUCCAGGCUCGGGGCUUCGACGUGCGCUACGAAAUCGUCUCUCCGGCGCCCUGCCCGCUCUUCUCCAUCGGACGCGCGGACGGCGUUAUCCGGACCACCGCGCCCCUGGAGCUGGGGCCCGCCGCUGACACGGCGGUCACUACGCUGCUAGUAAAGGCCUUCGAGCGGCUCCGGCCGUGGGCUAGCGUUGAGCUCGAUCUCACUGUGACCGUGCGGCCGGUCAACCGUUGGCCCCCGCGCUGCCUCCCAGCGCUACUGAUCAUUCAAAUCCCCGAGACCACGCCAGUAGGUACCGUGCUGAGCACCUUUACCUGUGCUGACCCGGACUCUCCUGGCUCUACUCUCGACUACCGGCUGCGAUUCCACAGUCCUCCUGGCUCAACCAGCCUCUGCUUUAACGACAGGGUCCUGGAGGUGAAUGACACACUGGACUGUGACACUCCUGGGGCCUGCUUUCAGCACACAGCCUCCAUCCUGGUGCUCGAUGGUGGUCAGCCCCUGAUGACCACUGAGGUGCCAGUACUGGUGAUGGUGACACCUGUCAACGAGUUCUCCCCAGCCUGUGUCCCACGCACAUUCCGAGUUCGGGAGGAUGCAGGGCUCCGCACCGUGCUGGGCUCUGUGGUGGGCAUGGACAUGGAUUACCCGCACGACAGCAUUGAGUACUACGUCUCUGGAGGGUCUGGCACCUUUGCUGUGGACCGUGUCAGCGGGGAGAUCCACCUCCUGGGGCCUUUGGACUAUGAACAGCAGAGGGUGUACAGGCUCACUGUCCUAGUGACUGAUCAUAGCCAAGACCAGGACCCCACCUGCUGCUCAGGCUCCUGUACCAUUACCAUUGAGGUUGAGGAUGUGAAUGACCAUGUCCCCGAGUGUGAGCCCCCAUUUCAAGAACUCACUGUCUACACUUCCCUGGGCCGUAGCAUGGAAGUGACCAAGGUGUCAUGUCGGGUCCCUCAGGAGCCACAGCGCCUGGCCUUCUCCUACAGCAUCAUAGGAGGGAAUAGCCAGAGCCGAUUCAGCCUGCAAGGAGCCGUCCUGGUGCACAAUGACCUCACGUUGGGCCCCCCCUGGCCAGAGCAGCCUCAUUCUUAUGAGCUAUUGAUCCGUGUGGCUGAUGCAGGUCCCUCCAUCCCCAACCUCAGCACCACAGCUACCGUUGUUGUGCAUCUAGUUCCCUGGAGGGCCAGCACGGUGGCCACCAGAACCCACAGAACCACAGUGCCUUCAGUGAUGACACCCCUGCUUGUGACAGGCAUGGAGACUUCCUGGCAGCCGGAGCCCUGGUUUGUGGUGGUGCUGACAGUGACCAGUGCCCUUCUCCUCGUGGCUCUGGGCUGGCUCCUCGGCAGGCUCCUCCGGGGGUUGGCCCAGGUGCUACCAGCACCAAGCAAACCAGCCCAGGCUCUGCUGCUAAACAGUAUCCAAGGAACUGAGGGGUCCAUUGAGGGAUUCAUGGAGGCACCGAGGACAGAGACACCCCAGGCACCCAGCAGCGUCAUGAACCUGCAGCAUUUUGAUGGCAGAGCACAGGACUCCCGUGAGUCCCCUUCCUCUCAACCCAUUCUCCCCCUGGGCCCACAGUCUCUCCCUACGCCAUUUUAGUGUCUCCUCCUACCACCAGGCAUCCACCACCUACUCUUUCCCUAAAAGGAGUCAGCUCUCACCCCUACUCGCUUUUCAGCCAAUGUUUAUCAAACGCCUGUAGGACCAGGAGAUGACUCAGAGCUGGUCUGGUUCCUGCCCACAGUGAAAGGGGAGAAGGUGGCAAGGGGAGAGGCCCCCAGAUACUCCAUUUGCACCAGUGAAUUAUGGCAGAAUAGUGUGGCACUGGGCUUAGGGGAGCUAGUGUCCAGUUUUGGGGGAUCAAGGAUGCUUCUUGUGCACUUGAGCCAGACCUCAAAGGAUUUGCUGAGAAAGGGGACAGGUUGGAUCAAGCCGGGGUGGGGGUGGUACACCCCAAGGGUCCUGAGACAUCUUCUCCUACCCUUAGGGGAGGGAGGCAGUUCUGCUGAGGCCAGCAAUGCUGUCUCUCUUUCCUGACCACCUGAGCUCAGGUACAGGCAGAUAUUACCUGUUUGACACACGCUCGGGAGCCCGGCGCUGGCUCUGAGGCCAAGAAGCUGCUUCACUGUGUGAGAAUUUCUCCU
Messenger RNA from Hipposideros armiger (great roundleaf bat), 2963 nucleotides. It is a transcript of the gene CDHR4, whose product is annotated as cadherin related family member 4. The coding region runs from base 49 to 2418 and encodes 789 amino acids. Gene Ontology annotation, cellular component: plasma membrane; catenin complex. Gene Ontology annotation, molecular function: beta-catenin binding; cadherin binding; calcium ion binding. The transcript is spliced from 18 exons. Lineage: Eukaryota; Metazoa; Chordata; Mammalia; Chiroptera; Hipposideridae. The record is from RefSeq and is a predicted model, not a curated record. Gene Ontology annotation, biological process: homophilic cell-cell adhesion; cell migration; multicellular organism development.